AUGUCUCAGAAUAAUUUGUUAUAUGACCUAAACUUAUCUGACAUUGAUGUCAGCAGUUUAGCUGGUCUUGCGUCUCUUUUCAGAGUAGUUGACGAGCCAAAAUGUCCUGAAGUUCGCAUUGGCGAGAGCAUAAAACUUCAUGAUUAUAUUGAUAUGUCCUACAAAGGCAAUAUAUUGCCAUACAAUAAAGAGACUCAACAAAUGCUACGUUUGGAAGAAGAAAAAGUAUUAUUACCUUCUUUGACAAAUGUUGAAGACGUUGACGACCUUAUAAAGAGAUUGAAUGAUAUUAAAAUUUCUGAUGAACAAGAUGAUUAUUCUGCGGGAAUAGUGAUCCAAAUUGUAACGAGAUUUUUAGCAUAUUCGCUACAAUUUCGUAGAUCUAUUUCAUGUGUACCUACAGAGCGUCUUUCUUCAGCUGUUUCUGCCGUUUCUGAUUAUAGGAGUGCUUUGAUAGAUCUUUCAAAUCCUUUCACAACCAUCUCUUGUAAAGACCUUGUUUCGGAUUUCUUGGAAAAAGCUCAAUAUUUUCUAAAAUUACCUUUUAAUCCGUAUGUAUCCUCAGUUUACCAUUACCGUUAUCAUUAUCGCUGA
Racocetra fulgida is the source of this 594-nucleotide messenger RNA. The record is from the annotation of a GenBank genome assembly. Lineage: Eukaryota; Fungi; Glomeromycota; Glomeromycetes; Diversisporales; Gigasporaceae.